This is a messenger RNA of Pseudozyma flocculosa PF-1, 2424 nucleotides long. RefSeq lists its product as uncharacterized. Gene Ontology annotation, molecular function: oligopeptide transmembrane transporter activity. The record is from RefSeq and is a predicted model, not a curated record. Lineage: Eukaryota; Fungi; Basidiomycota; Ustilaginomycetes; Ustilaginales; Ustilaginaceae. The transcript is spliced from 2 exons. Gene Ontology annotation, biological process: transmembrane transport. The coding region runs from base 1 to 2424 and encodes 807 amino acids.
AUGGCCGCCCACGACCUAGGCCGCACCGCUUCGGCGGGCUCCUCGUCGGACGCCAAGAACUCUUCCAAGGAGGAGAUCAGCGACGUGCCCCAGCUCGACAAUGUCGAGGCCACCCUGAAGCGCGACUACGUCGACCACCGCCUCAACGACCCCAACAUGGAGACCGAGAAGAUCGACCAGGUCGAGGCCACCCUCGAGCGCGGCGACUACAAGGCCGAGGUCCAGCUCGAGGAGGAGCUCGAAGAGGACUCGCCCUACCCCGAGGUCCGCGCCGCCGUCUCCAACGUCGACGACCACACCAUGCCCGUCAUGACCUUCCGCACCUGGGUCCUCGGCAUGCUCUUCACCAUCGUCAUCCCCGGCCUCAACCAGCUCCUCAGCUACCGCUUCCCCACCCUCACCAUCAGCUCCUUCGUCACCCAGCUCCUCUGCUACCCCAUGGGCGUCUUCAUGGCCAAGGUCCUGCCCGAAAAGGUCAUCAAGACGCCUUUCGGCAGCUUCACCCUCAACCCAGGCCCCUUCAACGUCAAGGAGCACACUGUCAUCACUGUGAUGUCAAAUGUGACCUACCAACGCGCUUACUCCUCGCAGAUCGCGGCCGUCCAACGGGUCACUUACGGCUACGACUGGGGCUACGGCUGGAUCUUGAUGAUCACUCUCAGCUCGCAGCUGAUGGGCUUCUCGUUUGCCGGCGUCUUCCGCCGCUGGCUCGUCUGGCCGGCUGCGAUGAUCUGGCCCGGCAACCUGGGUAACACGGCGCUCAUGACGGCGCUCCACCGACAGGUCGACGUCGGCGAGAACCACAUGUCGCGCUACAAAUUCUUCAUGCUGUCGUGCCUCGGCGCCUUCUGCUGGUACUGGUUCCCCGGCUACAUCUUCACCAUGCUCAGCACCGGCAACUGGUUCUGCCUCAUCGCGCCGGACAACGUCGUCCUCAACCAGCUGCUCGGCACGCAGCAGGGCCUCGGCCUCAUCCCGCUCACCUUUGACUGGACCCAGGUGACGUACGUCUCCAACCCGCUCUACACGCCGUGGUGGGCCGAGGCCAACGUGCUCGGCGGCUUCGUCGUCGCCUACUGCAUCAUUGGCCCCAUCCUCUACUACAACAACGUCUGGAACACGGCCUACCUGCCGUUCCUCGCCUCGGGCACCUACGACCGCUUUGGCAAGAAGUACAAGGUGGCCAAGGUCACGACCCCGGACCACCUCCACUUCGACCCCGUCGGCUACAACAACUACUCGGAGGAGUACUUUACGAUCUCGUACUCGAUGGCCUUCGCCCUCUCGUUCGCCGCCAUCACGGCCGUCAUCGUCCACGUCGUCCUCUUCCACGGCAAGCAGAUCGUCCAGCAGCUGCGCUCCUCGUACGACGACGAGAAGGACGUCCACGCCCGCCUGAUGCAGCGCUACCCCGAGGUGCCCAAGUACUGGUACGCCAUCCUCUUCCUCAUCACGUUCGGCCUCGGCGUCGGCGGCAUCCAGGGCUGGGACACGGGCCUGCCCGUGUGGGCCUUUAUCAUCGCCAUGAUCCUCGGCUUCUUCUUCAUGCUGCCCGUCGGCGUCGUCCUCGCCAUCUCGAACCAGGAGGUCGGCCUCAACAUCCUCUCCGAGUUCAUCAUCGGCUACAUGAAGCCCGGCUCGGCGACGGGCAUGAUGCUCUUCAAGACGUUCUGCUACAUGAUCGUCUACCAGGGCCUCUCGUUCACCGGCGACAUGAAGUUCGGACACUACAUGAAGAUUCCGCCCAAGGACAUGUUCGUCGCCCAGGUGUCGGCCAUUGUCGUGUCGUCCUUCGUCGUCCUCGGCGUCCAGGAGUGGGUCUUCUCCAACAUCAAGAACAUCUGCACGCCCGAGGCCGAGAGCAACUUUACCUGCGCCAACGUCAUCGUCUUUGGCACCGCCUCGCAGAUCUGGGGCCUCAUCGGCCCCGCCGUCGUCUUCUCGCCGGGCAAGAUGUACGGCAAGCUGCUCUGGAUGUUCCUCGCCGGCGCCCUCGCACCCGUCAUUGUCUGGCUCAUCGCCCGCAAGUGGCCGCGCUCCUUUAUCCGCCUCAUCAAUGUGCCCGUCAUCCUCACCGGCACGGGCCUGAUCCCUCCGGCCACGGGCAUCAACUUUACCUCGUGGGCCCUCAUCGGCUUCGUCUUCCAGUACCUCGUGCGCAGGCGCCGCACCGGCUGGUGGACGCGCUACAACUACAUUUUCGGCUCGGCCCUCGACACGGGCACGGCCCUCGCCGGCGUCGUCAUCUUCUUCACCGUCGUCUUCCCGCAGGGCAAGAACCAGGCCUUCACCCAGGGCAACUGGUGGGGCAACACGGCCCAGUACGAGACGGCCGACGGCUUGGGCACCCCCUACAAGCAACUCGCAGCGGGCGAGAGCUUCUACCCGGCGCCAAAGGACUUCCGCCCCGCUCCCGUGCACUAG